Triticum dicoccoides is the source of this 2195-nucleotide messenger RNA. Its product is annotated as DNA damage-binding protein 2-like. Gene Ontology annotation, cellular component: nucleus; Cul4-RING E3 ubiquitin ligase complex. Gene Ontology annotation, molecular function: damaged DNA binding; protein binding. The coding region runs from base 88 to 1818 and encodes 576 amino acids. Gene Ontology annotation, biological process: DNA repair; response to UV. NCBI's taxonomy places the organism in Eukaryota, Viridiplantae, Streptophyta, Magnoliopsida, Poales, Poaceae. The transcript has 11 exons. The record is from RefSeq and is a predicted model, not a curated record.
CCACACCACACACCUUCCUCCCUCCCCCUCGCUCUUCCCGCUUCCCGAGGCCUCCCUGCGCCGCCCCGCCGACACACGGGGCCCACAAUGGCCGCCCCCGCCCGCGCCCGCUUUGUCCACAACCGCAGCCGCCGCCGCGCCGACGAGGACGACUCCGACGACGAGGACCAGCGGCGGCAGGACGCCUCCUCCUCGUCCUCUGACGACGACGGCGGGGAAGAGGAAGAGGAGGAGAUGGAGGUCGAGGGUUCCGAUGAGGAGGAGGAGGAGGCGGUCGCCGACGAGCCAGCGGCCAGGGAGUCCCCCGCGGCAGCGGGGAGGGGCGGCAGGAAGGGCCCGAUUACCAUCAGCCUCAAGAAAGUCUGCAAGGUGUGCAAGAAGACGGGGCACGAGGCAGGGUUUAAGGGCGCGGUGUACAUCGAUUGCCCCAUGAAGCCUUGCUUCCUAUGCAAGAUGCCAGGUCAUACGACCUUGACUUGCCCACACAGGGUAGCAAUGGAGCAUGGUGUUAUCCCAGCCCCUAGAAGGAACACAAACACUUCACUGGAUUACGUCUUUCAGAGUCAAGUGAAAGGAAAGAUCUCCAUGGUUAAGCCUCGGUUUCUAGUACCUAACCAAUUGGAGUGUGGUAACAUAAAAUUUCACCAAAGACGUGUGACCUGCCUGGAAUUUCAUCCAACUAGGAACAAUGUGCUUUUAUCAGGAGACAAGAAAGGGCUACUAGGCAUCUGGGAUUAUGUUAAGUUGCAUGAGAAGAUUACUUAUGAUUCUGUGCACUCCUGCAUUCUGAACAGUAUGAAGUUUGACACUGCCAAUGAUGGAGUGCUAUACACAGCUUCUUCUGAUGGGACUAUCAGCAGCACAGACUUAGACACUGGAAUUGGUGCGCCCUUGUUAAAUCUAAACCCAGAUGGUUGGAGUGGUCCAAGCACUUGGCGCAUGAUAUAUGGGAUGGACUUAAACACCGAGAAAGGUCUUCUUUUGGUGGCGGAUAGUUUUGGGUUUCUAUACUUAUUGGAUAGACGGUCGAAGGAAAGAAUCGGGCAACCAAUUCUUAUACAUAAAAAAGGUAGCAAGGUAACUGGCCUUCAUUGCAACCCUGCACAACCUGAAGUUCUUCUGAGCAGCGGGAAUGAUCACUUUGCCCGUAUUUGGGAUACAAGGAAACUUGAUCCCAAGUCCGCUCUUGCCAGCCUUGCUCAUGGACGGGUUGUUAAUUCAGGAUAUUUUUCUCCACGAAGUGGGAAUAAGAUCAUGACAACAUGUCAGGACAAUCGAAUUCGUGUUUGGGAUUAUAUUUUUGGUAAUCUGGAAUCCCCAAGUAGAGAAAUUGUUCACAGCCAUGAUUUCAAUCGCCACUUGACUCCCUUCAAAGCGGAGUGGGAUCCAAAGGAUUACUCAGAAACAGUUGCAGUUAUUGGUCGUUACAUAAGUGAAAACUACAAUGGGGUUGCUCUACAUCCCAUUGAUUUCAUAGACACAAGCACUGGGAAGCUUCUGGCUGAGGUGAUGGACCCCGACAUAACCACUAUCAGCCCAGUGAACAAGCUACAUCCUCAAGACGAUAUCCUAGCCACAGGAAGCUCAAGGUCCAUUUUCAUUUGGAAACCAAAGAACGACGUCGACGAUCCCACGGAAGAGAGGACCAGCCAGAAGGUCAAGGAAUAUGUAUACGGGUCAGGUUCGCGGAAGAAACCAAAUGGCAAGCACGACAACAGUAGUGAUGACGACUCGGAUGGUGGUGGUGGAAAGAGCAAGAAGGCGAAGAAGACUCGCUUCACUCAUACGGCAAAGGGAAAGGGCAAAUCCAAAGCUUGAUAAUAGAUACAGUUAGUGCAGCAGCUAUUUUGGCAGAAAGAACCUAUUGACAGCCGCUGCUGGAGCUCAUUUUGGGUACCAUCUCGCGUCUUAGUCCUAGCUUAACACGCUGAAGCCCCAUGGUAGUAUACCACGAUCAUCUUAAGCAACAAACGUUUUAGAGUUAGUUUUGUGUUGCUUUUGAACCCUGAUGUGCUGAAGCCUUGUGGUACUAUGGCAGUAUGCCACAGCCAUCUUAAGCAACAAACGUUUAGAAUUAGGUAUGUGCUGCUUUGGAAUCCUGAUGUGCUUUUGGGGGUAAAUCUGUAUAUAUAUGCUCCUUAUAUCUGCUUCUACUCAGUUGCUUGAAUGCAGUUUCAAACACAAGUUACUGAUCA